Triticum aestivum (bread wheat) is the source of this 706-nucleotide messenger RNA. Its product is annotated as ubiquitin-60S ribosomal protein L40-1. Lineage: Eukaryota; Viridiplantae; Streptophyta; Magnoliopsida; Poales; Poaceae. The record is from RefSeq and is a predicted model, not a curated record. Gene Ontology annotation, biological process: translation. Gene Ontology annotation, molecular function: structural constituent of ribosome; protein binding. The coding region runs from base 12 to 512 and encodes 166 amino acids. The transcript is spliced from 4 exons. Gene Ontology annotation, cellular component: ribosome.
GGACAUCACGCAUGCAGCAGUCGAUACCAACACCAAGCACAACCCGUCCAGAGGAGAACGAGAGCCAUCCACGACACGGCAAGAUGCAGAUCUUCGUGAAGACGCUGACCGGGAAGACCAUCACGCUCGAGGUGGAGUCCUCAGACACCAUCGACAACGUCAAGGCAAAGAUCCAGGACAAGGAAGGUAUCCCGCCGGACCAGCAGCGCCUCAUCUUUGCAGGGAAGCAGCUUGAGGAUGGCCGCACUCUGGCCGACUACAACAUCCAAAAGGAAUCCACGCUUCACCUGGUGCUGCGCCUCCGCGGCGGCAGCAGAGGUGGAUACCCCAAGAACCUUGAGCCCAACCUCCGCAUCCUUGCUCAAAAGUACAAUGAGAACAAACUAGUCUGCCGCAGGUGCUAUGCACGCCUACCCGCCAGGGCCACCAACUGCCGUAAGAAGAAGUGUGGCCAUAACAAUCAGCUAAGGGAAAAGAAGAGGUUUAUGUCCAAGUUUGCGAAUGCUUCUUAAACAUUGGAAAUGCGUCUGGAGCCAUAUAGACUGGAUUUUAAGUUCUGUCCUAGUUUGAAGUCAUGUUGGAUUUUGCUGAAUCGUCUAGCGUCGUCAUAUAUAUUGGAGUCUAAGUUUUGUCCAGUUGAUAGUCCUCUUGGAUUUUGAACCUAUGGAUGCUUUGGAAUAUAUUAUCUAUCAAAUAUCUUGAUUUA